Molecule: messenger RNA, 714 nt
Organism: Cantharellus anzutake
Lineage: Eukaryota; Fungi; Basidiomycota; Agaricomycetes; Cantharellales; Hydnaceae
Product: ubiquitin-related domain-containing protein
Exons: 5
Coding region: 1-714 (237 amino acids)
Molecular function (GO): protein binding
Source: RefSeq, a predicted model, not a curated record
AUGCAAAUUUUCAUUGGCAUGUUAGGGGGAAAGACGACGAUGCUGGACGUAACGCCCUCUAGCACAGUUAAUCAUACAAGGGCGAAGAUCGAAGCCCGCACCUUUAUCCCGACAGACCUACAGCGUCUCACAUUCAUGGGGAAACAAUUGAAGGGCAGUUGUACGCUGUCUGAAUACGGGAUCGGGGACAACUCCAGGCUUUAUCUCAGCCUCCGUCUUCGUGGUGGUAUGCAGAUCUUCGUGAAGACCAUCACUGGAAGAACGAUAACAUUGGAGGUGGAAUCGUCAGACACGGUGGGACAAGUGAAGAGGAAAUUCUGGCAGAAGGAGGGCAUUCAUCCAGAUGUUCAAUGUUUGUUCUUUGAGGGAAAGGUUUUGGAAGAUGAAUUCACGCUUUCACAGUAUCAUGUGCGAAACGAAUCUAUGCUUCAUAACCCUGCACUUGCGCCUCUCUUUGUAGCGGUUGGCGCUGGCAUUGCUGGAGCCACAUGGUUCGGCUCUCACUACCUCCGUAACAACCCAGAUAUCAUCGUCGAUAAGCGAAACACGCCUCAGCCAUGGUUGAACGUCCGCCAGGACCAGCAAACGAAGCUUUAUACUCCUAGUGAGAAUGGUUCUUUCUGGGCCUCGCGGCAGGGAAUGGCUCAGCCUUCCGAAGUCUACUCUGCAAAGGAGAAGGUCAAGGAAAUCAAAGCUCGCGCUGCUCAGCAUUAA